Messenger RNA from Tinamus guttatus (white-throated tinamou), 1089 nucleotides. The record is from RefSeq and is a predicted model, not a curated record. NCBI's taxonomy places the organism in Eukaryota, Metazoa, Chordata, Aves, Tinamiformes, Tinamidae.
AUGCGCCGCUGCGAUUCCCGCCUGCCCGCUUGCCUUUCCCGUGGGCGCCGCUCCGGUUUUCUCCCAGAUUUGCAGGGCAAUCUGGCCUGCUUCUCUUCCUGCUUUACUGGGACAAAUCUGAGCAUUCCUGAUGGCCGGUCUAACAAGGUGCCCGUGGUGCAGCCGUCGCACGGAGUCCACCCGCUCACCCCGCUCAUCCCCUACAGCAACGACCACUUCAGCCACGGCUCCCACUCGCCCCACUUGCCCGCCGACAUCAACCAGAAGCAAGGAGUGCACCGUCCUUCCCAGACAUCCGAUAUCCCCGGUUUCUACCCCCUCCCUCCUGGCGGAGUCGGACAGAUCACUCCUUCGAUGGGAUGGUUCACCCACCCGCUGAUGCUGGGCUCCGGCAUGCACACCACCGGCAUCCCGCACCCCGCCAUCGUGCCCCACUCCGGCAAGCAGGACAUGGAGCACUACGACCGGAACAUGAAACCUCAGCCCGAACCAAAGCGAGAGAAGGAAGCCAAGAAGCCCACCAUCAAGAAGCCCCUGAACGCUUUCAUGUUGUACAUGAAGGAGAUGCGGGCCAAGGUCAUCGCCGAGUGCACCCUCAAGGAGAGCGCGGCCAUCAACCAGAUCCUGGGCAGGAGGUGGCACGCGCUGUCGCGGGAGGAGCAGGCCAAGUACUACGAGCUGGCGCGCAAGGAGCGGCAACUGCACAUGCAGCUCUACCCCGGCUGGUCCGCCAGGGAUAACUACGGGAAAAAGAAAAGGCGGACACGGGAAAAGCAGCAAGAUUCCAACUCAGAUCCUGCCUCUCCUAAGAAAUGCAGAGCCCGCUUUGGCCUCAACCAACAAACGGACUGGUGCGGCCCGUGCAGGAGGAAAAAGAAGUGCAUUCGGUACUUACAAGGAGAAGGACGCUGUGCCAGCCCAGUUUCUUCCGAUGGAAGUGCUAUAGACUCCCCUCCCUCUCCCCCGGAUGCACUCCAGCGCGUCCCCUCCGCGUCGCCUCCGGACAAGCUCGCCGUCCCCGCCGCCCCCCGACAGCAAAGCGACCCCUGCCCCGGCCCCGCGCGCUCCAAACCCGCCGCCGGGACGUAG